Linum tenue is the source of this 696-nucleotide messenger RNA. The record is from the annotation of a GenBank genome assembly. Lineage: Eukaryota; Viridiplantae; Streptophyta; Magnoliopsida; Malpighiales; Linaceae.
AUGAACAAGGACGGCAGGUCGGGAAAAAGGCAUCGUGACGAACAAGAAGAGGAAGUAGAAAACAGGAGUGCUGGUAGUAGUACUACCGAUAGGUUAACCCAUCUGCCAAAACACAUUCUUUAUCACAUCCUUUCGUUCAUUGACACUAAAUCGUCCGUUCAGACCUGUGUACUGUCGCUGGAUUGGAACCGCGCUUGGAAACACGUCCCCGUCCUCAAUUUCGACAGGACUUCCUUCCAUCCAGCCGCGAAAUUCGACAAGUUGGUGUCCAAGGUUUUGUCCCUCCGCUACGACCUUAAACUCCGCAAGGUUGUCUACUUGAGCAACCAUGGAAGAGGCAAGGCCAGCAGGGCCCUGCAAGUCGUCGGUUAUGCGUUGUCUCAUCACGUACAAGAGUUGACCCUGGACAGCAUCAACAAUCAGUGUCGCGAUUUCAGCGUAAUAUUCUCGGACUACUGCGACGAUAAUGAGAAGACGAGGAAGAGGAAUGAUGAUCUGAAAACUCUAAACCUUUCCUGCUUCAAACUCGAGCGUGGGUUUGCGGCCUGCUCUGGCUUCCCUCCCAAUGCUGACCACCUUGAGCCUGCGAAGAUGCGAUUUGGAUUCUAUGGAUCUCGUUCUUUCCGACAACAACUUUCCCUGCUUGCAAAAUUUGCACAUGGAUCUCUGCUCUCCGAACGUGGCUCUCGGAAAUAG